Diaporthe batatas is the source of this 855-nucleotide messenger RNA. RefSeq lists its product as uncharacterized. Gene Ontology annotation, cellular component: cytoplasm. The transcript has a single exon. Bases 1 to 855 code for a protein of 284 amino acids. The record is from RefSeq and is a predicted model, not a curated record. NCBI's taxonomy places the organism in Eukaryota, Fungi, Ascomycota, Sordariomycetes, Diaporthales, Diaporthaceae. Gene Ontology annotation, molecular function: protein binding. Gene Ontology annotation, biological process: regulation of translational initiation.
AUGUCUGAGGAGCUUGCUGACGAGAUUGAGGCCAUAAACUCAAUCUACGGCGAUGGCAGCCUCGUCCAGGCCGGGGAGGACUCGGACAUCUACAUCCUGAGCCUCCCAGACGAAGCCGUCUCACUACGCCUGCAGUUCCCACCAGACUAUCCCGCAGCGCCCUGCAUCCCCCUCGGCACCAACAGCUCCGGGGGCAAGCGCGGCGUGGGGGCCCGGGACCUCGAGCUCUUCCGCAGCGCGCUGGGGAACAUCUUCCAGCCCGGCCAGGUCUGCCUCUUCGACGCCGUCGAGGAGCUGAAGAGACUGCAGGAGGAGGCCGGCGUGGCCAACGACAACGACAACGACACGGCCCCGGACCACGAGGGGCAGCCAGACGGCGACACACGCGCCGCCGCCUUCGCCUCCAGGGCGGCGGCGGCCGACGACCUGGGCCCGGAGCCGCCGUGGGUCGUGUCCGAGCCCGUCGUGGAGCUCAAGUCCGUCUUUGUCGCGCGCUGCGCCGCGGUCGGCUCCCCCGACGAGGCGGCCCGGUUCGUCGAGCACCUGCUGGCGAGCGACAAGCGGGUGCGCACCGCGACGCACAACAUCACGGCGUGGCGGAUCCGCGGGCCCAACGGGACCUCGUUCCAGGACUGCGACGACGACGGCGAGACGGCGGCCGGCGGCCGGCUGCUGCACCUCAUGCAGCUCAUGGACCUGUGGGACCACAUGGUCGUGGUGACCCGCUGGUACGGCGGCCAGAAGCUCGGGCCCAGGAGGUUCGCGCUCAUCAACGCUGCUGCCAGGGACGCCUUUGUCAGGGCCGGCAUCGUCAGCGAGCCCUCGGCUGCUAAGAAGAAGGGGCACGGCAAAUGA